Messenger RNA from Penicillium daleae, 990 nucleotides. RefSeq names its product aromatic alcohol reductase. The transcript is spliced from 4 exons. The record is from RefSeq and is a predicted model, not a curated record. Lineage: Eukaryota; Fungi; Ascomycota; Eurotiomycetes; Eurotiales; Aspergillaceae. Bases 1 to 990 code for a protein of 329 amino acids. Gene Ontology annotation, molecular function: oxidoreductase activity.
AUGGGGAAAAUAAGGGUUGCCAUUGUCGGAGCUACCGGCCACACUGGUGGCUCAGUGGUGAAUGGGCUGUUGGAGGAAGGCAGUUUUGUAGUGGCUGCUCUUGUACGACCAAUGUCUAUAGAGAAACCAAUUGUCGGAGCUUUGCGACGACAAGGUGUUGAAGUCCGUGAAGCAGACCUUGAAGGACCUGAAGAGGAACUCGUCAGGGCUCUCAAUAAUAUCGACGUUGUGAUCAGCUGUGUCCGUGAAAGUAAAACACAGCAGCAGGAUCAGAUAUCGCUUGCCAAUGCUGCCAAAAUUGCUGGAGUCAAACGAUUUGUGCCUUGUGGAUUUGGUGUUGUUGCUCCACCGACUGGAGUUAUGCGACUCAGAGAACUGAAAGAAAUUGUGUACAAUCACAUCAAGAAACUCUGGCUGCCGUAUACAAUCGUGGACAUUGGUUGGUGGUAUCAGAUUGCAUUUCCAAGACUUCCGUCCGGAAAGGUCGACUAUGUGGCGAUGGGAAUUGCAGAUGAGAUUCUUGGUGGGGGAAAUGUUCCUUCCGCGAUCACCGAUUUGAGGGAUAUCGGACGCUACCUGGCAAAGAUCAUUGUUGACGAGCGGACUCGAAACAAAAUGGUCUUUGCGUACAAUACGGUGAUGACGCAAAAUCAGAUCUAUGAUUUAAUGGAAGAGAUCAGCCACGAGAAGCUUGAGAGAAAUUAUCUGUAUCAGGUUGCAGAUAAUACUAUCUAUGACAGGGUGUCAGAAUGCAGACUGUCGGCAGCUAGUUCUUCUACUGAUCCGACCACGUCGCACCCUCUUAUAUUAGCAGAACAUAAACUAUCAUGGGGUAUCCGCGGAGAUAAUAACCCGGACUACGCGAAGUAUCUUGGCUACCUAACAUCUAAGGAGUUAUACCCGGACUUCGAGUCUACCCCAUUCGGUGAUUACCUGAGAUCAGUUAUCGGAGGAACAAGUGAGGGCAGAACCUGGGGCUUACAAGACUGA